This is a messenger RNA of Linnemannia hyalina, 1563 nucleotides long. Lineage: Eukaryota; Fungi; Mortierellomycota; Mortierellomycetes; Mortierellales; Mortierellaceae. The record is from the annotation of a GenBank genome assembly.
AUGGGGCGCACAAAAAUCCUGAUCGCAGGCGCAGGAAUUAGCGGUCUGGCCAUCGCUAUCAUGCUGGAACGACUGCCAGAGGACAAGAAAGUCGACUACCUGAUCCUUGAACGAUCCGUCAUGAUGAGCGCCAUGGGCAGUGCGGUCUCGCUGCAGACCGCCGUGAUCCCGCUCCUCAAGCAACUGGGCAUCUGGCCUGAGAUAGAACGCAUCAGUAAACCCAUGAGCCAUUUCUGUAUCAAACGAGCCGACGGCUCGGAGCUGGGAACCGUCGACUAUGCCUAUGGUGAUAGCGAGUACUCAUAUUACGGGAUUGUUAUGGCAAGACCAGAGCUGCACUCUAUUUUGAUGAGCCAUGUCCCCAGCAGCAAAAUCAUUUUAGGAAAGAGGAUCGUCGCCACAAGUCAGGAUGACAUAGGUGUCUCCUGUCACUGCGCAGAUUCGACCAUCUACCAUGCCGAUAUCCUCAUCGGUGCCGAUGGUGCUUACAGUGCCGUUCGACAGGCGCUUUACAAGGAUCUUUGGGCGCACGGAAACUUGCCUCGACAGGAUAUUACCCCCGUCAAACUGGAUCAGGUUGUUGUAGUCGGGGUUACAGAGCCGCUUAGUCCGGCGGAUUACCCUAUGCUCAAGGAGGAUGUCUGUCAGUUCAGGAUUGUCCUUGGAGGACAUGACCGACCCUAUACGAUGUGGAUGGUACCAUUAACAAACAACAGAUUGGGCUGGUCUAUCGGCGGGCGGAGCAACGCCUCGGACGGAUCAUCAUUUUGGAGCGAGAGCCAGGAGGAAGCAACGGAUUCGUAUGCAUUUGCGAAUGACAGCAACCGGAACGCGGACUGGUCUGAAGCCGAAACAGAGUCGAUUGAAGAGAUUUGUUCACAGAUGCGCUCAAAGCGGAAUCCGUUCGGGUUUGGAACCUAUGGCGACUUGAUCGAUAAGACGCCCCGACAUAUGAUCUCCAAGGUCAUGUUUGAGGAGAAGGGGUUCCGGACGUGGUAUGGCGGGCGCACUGUUCUCAUUGGCGAUGGUGUGGCGAAUGCAAUGUUUGAUGGCGCAUGUCUGGUCAACCUGAUCCACGACCUCUCUUCACAGCCGACGAUGGACGAGCUGGGCGACCUGUUCCAAACCUACUUUGAGCGUCGGUACCCAGCAGCACGGAUCGCGAUCGAGGGCAGCAGUCAGUUCUCGCGACUCUUUCAUGAUCAGGCACAGGUGGAGGAAGAUGGACGCGUGGUGAUGUACAACAGCAUCCCCCGGUGGCUGCAGCGCUGGACUCUGGACAGCAACAACAAAGUCGAUCCAACACUCGACUUUGUCCUCACGAAAAUGUCCUUCGCGCCCUCUAUCCAACCCUUUGCCACUGUCCAAGACGAAACGGUGCACUUUGACGCGGAUGAACAGCCCACGUUGGGAGGAUCACAUAGACACUCGUUCCCACCAGGAACAGCAGUAUCGGGGACGGCAGUAGGAGUAGGAGGCGAGGCAACUGUGCCAUUAGCACAUUCACCCUCGGUCCCUGUAGAUAUCCCUCAUUAUGUAUCCCACAACAGUAGAAGUUUUUGA